Molecule: messenger RNA, 804 nt
Organism: Cyprinus carpio (common carp)
Lineage: Eukaryota; Metazoa; Chordata; Actinopteri; Cypriniformes; Cyprinidae
Product: ribonuclease inhibitor-like
Exons: 5
Coding region: 46-618 (190 amino acids)
Source: RefSeq, a predicted model, not a curated record
UUGGGUCCUGCUGCAUAUCAAGCCUGUCAGUAUGUGAAAAGAGUUAUGGGUAAAAACCUGUUACUCCUAAGAGAGCUGAAUCUGAGUGGACGUGAACUAGGAGAUACACGAGUGAAUCAGAUCGCUGCUCUACUGCAGGAUAAACACUGUAAACUAAACAAACUGAUUCUGUGUGAUUGUAGCAUUACAGAGAAACAGUGUCUGACCCUGACUUCAGCUCUAAAAUCAAACCCAUCACACCUGAGAGAGCUGGACCUCAGUGGGAAUGAACUAAGAAAUACUGGAGUGAAUCACUUAUGUGACGUACUGAAGGAUUCACACUGUAAACUAGAGAGAUUGAGGUUAAGAAUCUGUUUAAUGACAGAUAAAGGAUGUUCUGCUCUGACUUCAGCUCUGAAAUCAAACCCAUCACACCUGAGAGAACUGGAACUCAGUAAGAAUAAACUAGGAGACCCAGGAGUGAAAAACCUCAGUGAUCUACUCAGGAAACCACAAUGCAAACUGGAGAAAUUACAACUUUCAGACUGCAGUAUCACUGAAGAAGGUUAUAAAGCUCUGUCUUCAGCUCUGAGAUCAAACCCUUCACACCUGAUAGAGCUGGAUCCUCACAGGAAAUGAUCCUGGACAAUCAGGGGUGCAGCAGCUCAAUGAUUUACUACAGAGUCGAUGGUAUUCAUUGAAAACACUGAGGUUUUUGGGUCUUGCUGCAGAGGAAGUCUAUCAGUAUGUGACUGGAGUUGUGAGCAAAAACCCGUUAUUCUUGAAAGAACUGGAUCUGAGUGAACGUAAACUAGGAGACACAUA